Cladophialophora immunda is the source of this 3063-nucleotide messenger RNA. RefSeq lists its product as uncharacterized. The transcript is spliced from 3 exons. Gene Ontology annotation, cellular component: mannosyltransferase complex; endoplasmic reticulum membrane. Bases 85 to 1431 code for a protein of 448 amino acids. NCBI's taxonomy places the organism in Eukaryota, Fungi, Ascomycota, Eurotiomycetes, Chaetothyriales, Herpotrichiellaceae. Gene Ontology annotation, molecular function: alpha-1,6-mannosyltransferase activity; GPI mannosyltransferase activity. Gene Ontology annotation, biological process: GPI anchor biosynthetic process. The record is from RefSeq and is a predicted model, not a curated record.
CUUCCCCCGUUAUUCACCGCUCUCCCACUUUGAAAUCUUCGGACGCGGUGGACAAUCCUCUUGGACAGCCACGGCGAGCGCAGCAUGAACCCUACGCCGUGGUCAAUGUACGGACGUGACCAUCCCAUUCUCACUCUUUUUGUCCUCUUUCUCGCUUGGAAGUCGGUGAUACUCCUUAUUACCUUGGCCGCUCCAGGUGUCGGAUAUGAUACGUCCACAAGCCUCCUGUCCUGGGAAGAUGGAGGUCGGCAAAUCAUAACAAACACCCCGGACGAAAUGUCUGACGGGUGGCUCAAGUUCGUCCGAUGGGAUUCCAUAUAUUACACGCACAUAUCGGACCAAGGACAUGUUUUUGAGCAGGAGUGGGCGUUUGGCACCGGCAUAUCAACGGCGAUAUCAUGGACCAGCAGGAGUCUCCGUCAGCUAGGGUUCUCUGCAGAACCAUCCUCAUCCUUCGUCGGCAUCUUGCUAUCACACGCAUCCCAUUGGCUGUCUGUUAUUCAACUGUGGGCAUUAACAGAAGCUCUGAUGGGGCCGGACAAAACCUCCAAGUCUCUGCUCCCUUUCACCGCCGCUGCCCUUCAUAUCCUCUCGCCCGCAGGAGUAUUUCUCUCGGCGCCCUGUUCCGAAAGCGCCUUUGCUUUUCUGUCCAUGUCUGGCUUCCUGGGAUAUCUCCACGCAACCCAGCUUCUCCGCAGAGGCCUGGUGUUUGCCGGCUGUACCACCAUGAUCUGCGCCGGUAUGUCCUUCAGUACCGCCACUAUGGUCCGGAGUAACGGCAUAUUGGCGGGCAUACCGUUCCUUGUGGAAGCAAUCACCACCCUCCUUGCAGUGCUCUCCCAGGGUCUUUCGGCUUCACGGCUCUUUUGGCUGGCCUCGGUCGUGGCGGGAGGCCUCCUGGUGGCAUUUGGAAUGGUGUAUCCACAAGGACUGGCAUAUCAGGACUACUGCUACGGCCGCGACUCUGAGGUGAGGAGACCGUGGUGCAACCAGACCAUUCCAUCCAUAUUCACCUGGGUCCAGUCUCAUUAUUGGAAUGUCGGCCCCUUCCGCUACUGGACUGUAUCGAACUUGCCACUAUUUAUAUUGGCGGCACCUAUGCUCUCAAUUUUGAUCUACUCCGCCUUGGAUGUCCUUCGACGUCCUCAAUUUCUCAUCCGAGAGACGCCGCACUCGCCGAUAACUGCUUCUGCUGGCAAACGCGUGUUGUUGAGCCUAGCGCUCCCGCAACUUAUGCUUGCAGUCCUUGCAUUCACAAGCUAUCACGUACAAAUCAUCACGAGGCUGUCUUCUGGUUAUCCAUUGUGGUACAUGUGGUUGGCGACCAAGCUUGAAAUGGAGCCGAAGCGAGCUUCGGUAGUCAUUCGGUGGAUGGUGAUCUAUGCUCUGGUUCAAGCUGGACUAUAUGCAUCAUUUCUGCCUCCGGCCUAAGUCAAAAACUUGCAGUCAUCAUCGUCCGGAGAACCAGCAGCAGCAAUUCGAUGCCGAGCCGCCGCAUCGCUCAACUACUGAAAUCUAGAUUUGUCAAUCCUGAUCUAUUACCCCACAAAUGGCUCGUUUGCGGUUGAUAGCCUGACGUUGGGCUACUUUUCCGCCGAUUUCACCUUGACCCGGAUCCCCUUGGUGUCGAGCUUGACAGUUGGCACGAAAUAAUCAUGGGCCAGGACGAUAUCCGAGAGGUCGGUUUCAUACAGCUCAAAAGAGAACUUCCUAAAGAUUGUGGCAAGCCCCAUGUACAGCUCAGCUUGAGCAAGACUGCAACCUUGUCAGCACGUUUUCCGAAACUCGGUCAGAAUGGAUAUAGGGAGGAAUCGCAACUAACUUGAGCCCAAUACAUUGCCUUGUUCCCCUUCCAAAGCCAAUGAAAUAUCUCUCUAAUGGCUGGCCGUCCUUUGUGGUUGGAUUGUCCAGCCACCUCUCUGGAACAAACGAGUGUGACUGAGGGAAGACAUCCUCGUCAUGGUUCAUGUCGACGAUGGUCAUGGAGACCGGCGUGCCUGCUGGAAUGACCCAGCCUUUGUACUUCAAGUCGUGGCGGGCGACUCGAGGCAGCCGCGAAGCAAUGCCGUAUGCUAGCCUGAUGCCUUCUUUAAUACAUCCUGUCAGGUAGGGUAACUGCUCAAGAUUCUGCCAGUCAAUUUGCAUGGACGGGUCGGGAAUGGCUUCUUCUAACUCGGCGCGCAGCUUUUUGAAGAUUUCGGGACUGUUGAUGAUGUGAAAGCUGGCCACCGCGGCGGCCCAGGACGUGGUCAGAAUGGCGGCCCCGAUGAUGACUUGAGCCUCUUGCACCAUGCGGUUCACCGACUUCUCCUUGGAGGAGAGGUCACUGUGAAGCAUCUCGUGGAAUAGUGUGGGAUGAUCCACCAUCUUCUUGGAUUCGUCGUGGUUCUCCUUGAGUGCGGAGAUGGUCCGAUGGAAGUCCUGAAUUCAGCAAGUCAGGGUACCGUCCCGAUGGCGGCGCGCCACCACUCACCUGUUGCACUUGGAUGUGCAUGUACAUAUUCGGCUCGAGCCUCAGCACCAACCAGUCUGGCAGGCUGUUCAUCACAGGCCAAAGCCACGGAAAUUGCAUCAGCACGCUGGACGAUUCACAGGCGGCAUGCAUUGCUUCGUGGAAGGUCUCUUUAAACUCCGGAGAGUCGAGGUGGUCGUAUGCCUUUGCGAAACAGAACUCAGUCACGACGUCUCCCGAAUAUGCCGUCCAGGCGCGGUGAAGCGGAAGCACACGAUCCGUCCCUGCAUACUCCUGGACCCUGGAGCAAAGUUUCUUCAACUUCGCACGCACCACAGGCUGAAAGUCCAUGAUUUUGCGCUUGGAGAAGAAAGGGGCUACGGCAUUACGCAAGCGACGGUGGUCUUCCUGCAGCGGCGCGGUGAAGAAGGUAUCGUCGGUGCCGAAUCUGGCAGAGAACGGGCCGUAUUUGUCGAGCCUGCCGGACUUGACGUAGAGCUCUUCGAAGUAGUCGGAGUCGAGAACGUGCAGUUCAUUCGGCGUCACUCGGACAAUGGGGCCUGCGGUCAUUGAAUUUAUAUCGCAGGAUGGUGCGCUGGAGGAUGCUCACC